UCUUCAUCCUUUUGAAAAGUAUCUUCAACCUAGGGGAGAACCAGGAAGUAACUCUGUCGUUUGUUUAGAUUAUUUGCUAGCUUGGUUUUGGCAACUCCAGGAGUUACGUUUUUGCUUGUUUUAGAAAGUGAAAGUGUAGCUAGAUAAAGUAAUUCAAAAUAGCAUCAUAACAUGAAUAACACAGAGAGAGGAAUCAUGCGCUCAAUGCUUGUUGUUGUGGCCGUUGUCUGUGUCCUCGUGAGCCGAGCAGAAUGUCACACUAGUACUACGCCAACGCCAUUGAAUUCUUGCAAAGCCUUCUCAACUUGUGACUCAUGCAUUCAAAACACAAAGUGCCUGUGGUGCAUGACCAACGACACGUGCACAGACUACCCAGUGAGCUACAUUCUGCCUCCACCUGCAGUGUGUAAACUGUCACAYGCACGAUGGGGAGUGUGUUGGGUGAACUUCGAGGCCCUGAUCAUCGCCAUGGCAGUGUUAGGCGGGACUAUCAUCAUCAGCAUCACAGUCUGUUGCUGCUGCUGCUGUUGCUGCAAGAAACGUCAAUCAAGGCCAGACAGAGAUGAGGAGAGGUUUGCCAGGAGGAAAGAGGAGAUCAGACAGCGUGCUGAUGAYCGGAAGGUGGAGAGGAAGGUGAGGCAUGAUGACAUCCGCAAGAAGUAUGGUCUUGUCCCUGACUCUGACCACCCAUACAGCAAGUUUGAAAAUGAGUAAAGCAGAAACCUUUGUGAGAGUGAAGAGAAGUUGUUCAGAUGGCCCYGCUCUACUCUGCUCCAUCCUGUUUGGACUGACUAUCAAUCAUCCUGUCCUGCUGACUGUUUUAGCUUAGAGAGCAGAGACAGCCUACUCUGAGAGACACACAAACACCUAUAUAUCAAGACCGAUCUAUCAUCAUGAUUCAUCUAAAUCAAACCUUUGCCUAUAAUUAUUAAAUGCAGUUUUUAUUCAUUCAUUUUAGGUUUUGAAUGAAAAUGAUUUACAGUUUGAGAAAAUGUUAAGUUUGUCACACGAUUAAGAAGUUUGAGGAAGUCUGUAAUAUUUACUUUGCUGUUGGAGACAUGGCACUGAGUGUAGCUUCUCAACUUUCUGCACAUUCUUUGUAUUUUUGUGAAAUCUGAUUUAAAGAGCCUUUGUUUUAAAUUACUGUAAUAUCUGUGAGUACGUUUGCGCUUUGUAUAUAUUUCAUAAACCAAGAACAUAAUCUGCUCAAUCUGAUACAUUUCCUAAUAAAAUGUUACUUUUAAUGUAAAA
Messenger RNA from Salvelinus sp. IW2-2015, 1251 nucleotides. RefSeq names its product pituitary tumor-transforming gene 1 protein-interacting protein. NCBI's taxonomy places the organism in Eukaryota, Metazoa, Chordata, Actinopteri, Salmoniformes, Salmonidae. The record is from RefSeq and is a predicted model, not a curated record. Gene Ontology annotation, biological process: protein import into nucleus. Gene Ontology annotation, cellular component: nucleus; cytoplasm.